AUGCGCACAAGGCGCAAGACACAAAACACCCUUGCGGCUCAAUCUCCAGCCGGCAAACGUAAAUUAGAAGUACAAACAACUUACGAAGGAGGCUUUUUGUUGGGGGUUGCGGAAUUGGACCGAGAUGCAGUGGAUGAAGUCGCUCGUGUUCUCAAACGACCACGAUAUGAACCUUCAGACAAGAUUAGUGAAAUAAUUUGCGGAAAGAACGUGGUCGAACUCAGCAAAGGCUGGAAUAAGAUGGAUAAGAUCUUCAAUAAAAUACCAUCCGAGGCAUCUUCUCCUGCGCGAUCCUCUUUGCAAUUCUUGACGGUCAAAGAAUCACAGGCUAACUCGCAUGAUCUCCAGGUCCAUCAAAAGAUUGCUGAAAGACUUCCUUCGGAUCGUGACAUUACCAACUAUUCCGUUGUUUGCCCAAAGACAUUGGUAGCAAUUGAUCCACGGUUCUGGCGAAGAUUCUUUAUGGAGAAAUAUGAUUAUCCCAAUAACUACGAUGCCAACAAAGACCCGAACGGGACCAAGCUUUACAACCUGUUUCGAUAUCGCCAAUCGGUCCUCAGUAGCUUCACCCUUUUCGAUCUCCGGAAUUACCGCAUCAACGACGAUAUUAUCGGCGUUCAGAGAAAUAAUCAAGGCGAAUUUCUAAAGGUUUUGCAUGGCAUGAUUAUCGAAAUGGACUCAAAAAUGUCGUAUGAAUCUGGUGAAUACCGACUCCGAGGGCGUAACCUAGACAUAAUUCGCAGCCUCGUCACAAACGACGGAUCCGGUCCAUAUGUAGACAUCAUCGACUCUAUACUCAGUGUAGAUGCCUCCAACAUUCGAAUCGCAUUCGAAGACAGAAGGAUUAAUGAGACGUUGGUCUUUGUUCUCCAACUGGUCCUCACAGCAAUGUCUCUGCAUCCGAAUAUGUGUAACAGCAAGGUGUGCCAUUUCGACCUUUCACAGCUCAUGACAUAUGCAACCGCGGCACAUCAGCCGGUAUUCAAAGGAAAGUACAAAGAACAGAUCAACGCGCUCUGGCUCCUCUACACAGCCAAUUUCUUCAAGUUUCAUUUGAAGUCCGCUGGCGAAGGUAUCAUGGCACAUGCUUAUUCUAACAUGGACGACCAUCAAUAUCCUUCUAUGUGGGAAGGAAAGAUCAAAGCGGGUACUCAACCAUUGCAAAGGUUUUGGAAAGGUGCCCACACGUUCCUGAGCAUGCGUGAUCUUAUCAGUCUCAGAAAUGAGAAUGGUGAUCAUGAAAAUGAAAACAUCUACUCUGACUCACUUGAUUCCCAUGAUCAGAUUUUCCAGGUAUGUAUAAUCAUGCUACUAUAUGGUAAAGGUGCUAAGAUCAGGGAGGACAUGGAAAUACUUUUUAGCCAAGAACAGGCUUCCAAGCUAUGGAGCAGCAAGUGCGAGGAGGCUCUUCAAAGCGAUCCAUUUAUCAAUCCGCGUCCUCGAUCUCCCAAGAAGACCAAGAAGUCAGGGAAGGGUGCACCAUCAUCCAGUAGAACAACCCGCCAAACAGACAAACGCAACGCUCGACCCGACGACGCCAAACAUCUUAUCAAACCAGAAUUUCUCUCCUUUUACGGCGUUGCUCAUGAUAGCAGAACAGCUUACUUUUAUGGUCGCAUUCACGCCUUACCACCACAGCAAAAUAUCCAUGGCUUCCAACGCAUUGUCUUGAAGAAGUUUUACCUUGAUGAUUAUGGAGAAUUCAGCGAGGAUGUUUACUACUACGAGGGCUGUGUCUUUCCUGGUGGAAAAGUCAUCGCUGGACGAUGGUGGAAUGCAAAUCAUGAUCCUAGAUUGAUUGACACCAUGUCCGGCCCUUUCCUUUGGUGGGGUGUUGACGAAAGUGCAAGAGCCGAACCGAACGAUUCCGAGGCCAUUCUUGCAUUUGCGGCUCUUCAUCACCACUAA
Molecule: messenger RNA, 1908 nt
Organism: Glarea lozoyensis ATCC 20868
Lineage: Eukaryota; Fungi; Ascomycota; Leotiomycetes; Helotiales; Helotiaceae
Exons: 4
Coding region: 1-1908 (635 amino acids)
Source: RefSeq, a predicted model, not a curated record